Molecule: messenger RNA, 375 nt
Organism: Magnolia sinica
Lineage: Eukaryota; Viridiplantae; Streptophyta; Magnoliopsida; Magnoliales; Magnoliaceae
Exons: 1
Coding region: 1-375 (124 amino acids)
Source: RefSeq, a predicted model, not a curated record
AUGCUGAAGCCGCUUCACUGCAAUGAGGUAGAGCAGGUCGAGCUGGUUACGUACAUGUUUGAGAAGGAGGUCAGUCUCUGGUGGGACAGCGUCCUACGGACAGUGCCUGUUGUGUAUGUAUGGACAUGGGAGGCUUUUGAGACCCAUUUCCAUGAGAAGCAUUUUCCCCUCACGUACCAUAAUGAGAAAGAGAGUGACUUCCUUCGCCUCCGUCAGGGAGGGAUGACCGUGGCAGAGUACGAGAAUAGAUUCACAGAGCUGGCCAAAUACACUCCUCUGAUACUAGCAAAUGAGCUGAUGCGAAUGUGGCAAUUUUCUGAGGGUUUACGGCCUGAGAUACUUACGAAUAUGUGUUACGCUAGCAUUACCAACUAG